Molecule: messenger RNA, 1635 nt
Organism: Mytilus trossulus (common blue mussel)
Lineage: Eukaryota; Metazoa; Mollusca; Bivalvia; Mytilida; Mytilidae
Product: beta-lactamase domain-containing protein 2-like
Exons: 8
Coding region: 232-1557 (441 amino acids)
Source: RefSeq, a predicted model, not a curated record
UUAGUAAUGUUUUAAUCCAUCAAGGAUAUAGGAAGAGAAAAGAUUUUCAUUAUGAGGAAACAUUUAAAAAACAAUAAGCAAAAAUUAUUUGGAUAUCUUGAUAUACAAGCUACUUUAAAUCAACACACUGAAGUGUGUACAUUAAUAUUCAUUAUUGUGUAAACCUAAAUCUUAUCUCAACAUAAGUGUGAUAACAUGUCCCAGAUUUUAACCUCAAACUCAGCUGAUUGAAUGAUUGUUGUAAGGAGAAUUAUUUUAAAGAUUUUACAAAAGAAGGAAAAGAUGUCAAAACCUAGACAACCUGUUCAUUUAGGUGGAUUUGUUAAACCAGGAUUUGAAAAAGUAAAAGAUGUUUUCAGAUCAAAUCUUGAGACCCAGACUGAAAUUGGAGGGACCUUUGCAGCUUAUUACAAGCAAGAAUUAGUGGUGAACCUAUGGGGAGGAUAUGCUGAUCAAAAAGCUAAAAGAUUAUGGAAGGAAGACACAAUGCCAUGUGUAUAUUCUACAACUAAAAGUGCAUCAGCUGUUGUUAUAGCACAUAUGGUAGAUAGAGGAUUAUUAAGUUUUAAAGAAAGAGUAUGUCAAUACUGGCCAGAAUUUGCUAACAAUGGAAAGGAAGAUGUGACUCUAGAAAUGUACCUUUCUAAUCGAGCAGGUUUGUCAGCAACCAAUGAAAAGUUUCCAAUGUCAUUAAUACUGACAGAUCCAGUCAAAUUAGGUCAUAUCUUAGCCAAUCAGAAACCAUUAUGGAAGCCAGGAACAAAUCAUGGAUACCAUCCUGUAACCUUUGCCCUCUACCUUGAUCAGAUAGUUAGACAUGCUGACCCACAAAGAAGAUCUUUAUCUCAGUACUUUCAUGAUGAAAUAGCAAAACCAUUUGAUAUAGAGUUUUACAUAGGACUACCAGAAGAGCUCCAUUACAGGACUCCAAGGAUAAUAAUAUGGAAGAUGUUAGAUGCUGCUUCAUAUAUACAUAACUUCAAGGGAGAUCCAGAUAUACUGAAACUAACAUCUCAGAGCCCUACUGACUUCAAAAGUGUGAGGACAAUGAAUGAUCCAGAUAUAAAGAAACUACCAGUAGGUUCUAUAUGUGGACAUGGUACUUCUGCUGCGAUUGCAAAACUACAUAGCAUUCUAGCCAAUGGUGGAGUAUAUCAGGGGAAGCAACUCCUCUCGGAGGAUUCUAUAAACAAAUUCCAACAAAUUUCUUCAGGAGGUGUAGAUUUAGCUUUCAGUAUGGAUGGUAUGUGGAGUUAUGGGCCCAUGGUGUUUCCUAUUGCAGAAACUGGUAAACCACUAAUGUACAUUUUUGGUCAUGGAGGAUAUGGAGGACAGAUGGGGCUUGCCGAUACAAGAUAUAAAACAGGAUUCUGUUAUGCAACAAACUAUCUUGAUGCUUCAUCCCGAAGUGGUGCCGAUGAUGAUAGACGCUGGAUAUCUAUGUAUGAAACAUUGUAUGAAUGUAUUUACAAAUUAGAAAAUGUUCCAUCUAGUCAAGAAAGAAGAACAUUUUAUGAAUUUGGUGCUUUUAAGAAAUUCAAGGGAAGCAGAUUAUGAUAGUAUUUAAUUCAUAACAGUAUUAAAUUUAGAACAAAUGCCAAAGAUGAUUAUAUGGUGCUACAAAUAGACCGUAUA